This is a messenger RNA of Drosophila eugracilis, 1191 nucleotides long. RefSeq lists its product as uncharacterized. NCBI's taxonomy places the organism in Eukaryota, Metazoa, Arthropoda, Insecta, Diptera, Drosophilidae. The record is from RefSeq and is a predicted model, not a curated record. Bases 49 to 1032 code for a protein of 327 amino acids. The transcript has 4 exons.
UAUACCAUUUACAUAGUUUUGAGGUGACACGAAUAUUCUAGAUCUAAAAUGCCAGAGUCAGAUCAUCAGAUGGAGGAACCUAAAGAUAGGAGGCCACUUUCUCUUCUGGACUUGCCGAUCGAGGUCAUGGAGAAGGUCUUACCGCAUUUGGGGAUAGAGGGCCAUACAUUAGUUCGUUCGGCAUCGACAGCGUUGAAAGAGUUGAGCAAUGCUUAUAUAUUGCGCCAGCACAAGUGUUUCGAGGCAGCUUAUCAGGAGAAAAUGGGGGAGAGUGACGGAAGCCGACGUGUAAGGAUCAUGCUGCAGGUAAUGCGGCAUUCUACUAGUUACUUCAACUAUGAAAACUUCGAGUCGGACCUCGCUCUGUGUCUGAACUCCUUCCAUGAGUGGCGCAACUUGUUCUUCUCGGAAACUAAACAGCUUUGCAUUUUUAUUGUUCAGUUUCUGUCACGCCUUGAACGACCAUUAACUACGGUCUGUGCUAAGGAGAACACGGAAGUUAGGGUCAGACGCCUUCAAUAUACAAUGACGCUGUUCGACCUUCUGCGAAAGUUCCAAAAUUUUCAACUGAAAGGGUUUGGGAUGAGCCUGUUCCACUGGAAUGUGCAGGUGGAGCUCGGCAAGACCUUCUUCGGAAUCGUAGACGAAAGCCACCGGCUUGUAGAUCACAAAAGACGCAUCGACUUCAUGGCUAUUCUUGUAGAGAUGCUCUUCCACGACUCGAACAAUAAAAACUUUUGCGGACAGAAGGUUACGGAGGAUACCCUUUAUACCUUUGGUGUCCUACCUCAGUCUAAGUCGAAUCAAAAUCCUCGGCUACUGCUGAAGUUCAUAGUGCACGCUGACCACAGUGUAAUCGGUGUCCUGCAUGAUGUUAUCACCGGCACGGGCGAUCCUAGCAAGUCGCUUUAUCUGCUUCCUCUAUCGGGCUGUACCAUUCGCCUGGAGCUCAAAGGCCAGCGAGGACCCAAAAUUGUCUAUUAUAGUGACAUGAGCGUUAAUAUUUUGGGACAUGAUGAUCUAGAAGUGUAGCUUCAGGGAGGCAUGGAUUAGAUAUAAUAGGCUAUUGCCAGAAAGGUUCAAAUACUUUCCAGAUAUUCAUAUAUUUUUACGAAUGGAAAACAUUUGUACAGCUUAAGUACUCAUUUGACCAGAAAAUAUGUUUAUAAAUUACAACUAUAACUGCUGUAA